Larimichthys crocea (large yellow croaker) is the source of this 797-nucleotide messenger RNA. RefSeq names its product mitochondrial ribosomal protein L43 (gene mrpl43). The coding region runs from base 148 to 603 and encodes 151 amino acids. Gene Ontology annotation, molecular function: structural constituent of ribosome. NCBI's taxonomy places the organism in Eukaryota, Metazoa, Chordata, Actinopteri, Sciaenidae. Gene Ontology annotation, biological process: mitochondrial translation. Gene Ontology annotation, cellular component: mitochondrial large ribosomal subunit. The record is from RefSeq and is a predicted model, not a curated record. The transcript has 3 exons.
UUUCCCUCCGGAACACAUCACCGACAGACCGCACUGUGUCCGUGCUCGUCCUCUGCCGGUCCAACGUCCUUUCGCGGGUUUAUUUCUGUCCAACGGCUGAUUAACGGUCGGUUAACGGUCGGCUAACGGCUGAAUAACGGUCAGACGAUGACCUCCAGGGGGACGCCGAGCCGCUUCCUUCAGAGCGUCCUGCAGAACGGCGUCGGCCGGUACGUGAGCCAGCUGAAGCGGAUCUCCAUCGUGUUCUCCAGGAAGGCGCAGAGCUCGCUGGGAGUCAGGGAGUUCAUUGAAGAGGGCGUGGUGGAUUAUGCCAAGAAGAACCCCGCGACUGUCGUGUACGUGUCCCCGCAGUCGUGCAGGAUACCCAAAAUAGUUGCAGAAUACUUAAACGGCAACGUGAGGGAAGAAAUCAUCACGAGCAAAACGGCUCCGCAGAUUUCAGAUCUUUUGACCAAACUGACCAAUCAGUCCGGCCUGGACGUGAUCCGCAUCCGCAAGCCGUUCCACACGGACAACCCCAGCAUCCAGGGCCAGUGGCACCCGUUCACCAACCGGCCCCCGUGCAUCGGCCCCAUCAGACCACAGAAACAAGAGGCCGAAUAAAGACUGGGCUGAAUGUGUUUCACCUGCGCACACAGCGUCUGAAUGCCACAUCUGAAUAGACUGAAUCCACACGAGGCCUGUCUGCUGACGUAUUACGGAGCAGAUAACUGUUUUUUUUUUAAUCCCAAGGUUAUUUGAAGAUUUGUGUAAUAAGUGCAGCUCUUUGUGUGGAAUAAAAUAUGUGUAUAUAUAAA